UCAGUUGACUUGCAGUAAGGAUCACAGUCACGCUGCAUUGUCUCUCCAGCUGUGAAUGACACAAUUUUCGCCGCGUCACCGAACGCGUCUGACUGUAUUUCUGACUGCUGUUUCUUGUUCAAUGAAGUCCAGUUCCUCUGGCAAGUUACGUGAUUUGCGUGUUAAAAGGACUGAGAGGAAGAUGACUCGGCUGUUGACGGAACAACCUGUCCGACUGUGUCACUCGUCGUUCCCUUCUAUGCUGACUCAGUCCGGGGACGUACUGCACUCUGACUUGGCAGCGGCCCCGCAUCCUGCUCUUUCUGGUCUGAACUGGUUGGUUACGUUUGCUGGCUGAUUAAAAACACUUUGCAGGAUCAACGUGCCACACAGCAACCUCCACACAAGCUCAGUCGCAGCCAACUGCUCGAUUCAGUCACAACAGGCCGCUUCCAUCCUGACUUUGCCAUCUUUUCAAGCUCACCCGGAGAAUCCUUACCAGUCCUACUCCAGCAUCAUGGCAUCUGUUCCUUCAGCUGGCUGCUUGCUUGCGGCACGGAAUCCUUAUUCCAGAAACCGACUAAAUUCCACAAUGGGUGUGUUGCCAAGUGGGCCAUGCAGUUUAGAGAAUGCCAUAGAGCAUGACAAAACCCAUCAAGGAUUUCUGCUUGCACUGGAGAAGUGUUGGUGGCUAAAGAACUUUCUGCAUGGUGACAACACUCAGCACCCGACGAAUGGUGAGCUACCUGCCAGAAGUCAUCAUUGAUCAAAAAUGAAAAUUGGACACUUCCCUUUGGUGGAUUAAGUUUUAGUCUACAUUACUUUACGUAGCAUGUUGCUCCUGGCUCAGGGAAUUAGUUGGAGAUGACAUUGUUCCAGCUUCAAUCUGUCAAGAAGCAAGUAUGGUUUCCAUCAGCAGCUUGCCAUUUAAUCAUUCUUCAGCUGCUCAAAAUGAUUGAUAUGGAGCACCUCGAGACUUGCAAAACAUUAAAUAUUUGGAUCUGGGAAGAGCAAUGGAAGUUAAUUUGGAAAAAGUAAUUUGUGGUGUUUUCUGUAUUUGUCUCAACACUGGAUAAUUUUAUAGUAUGGAAACAAAUGUUGACCUGAAUAAAACACUAGAUAGUGUGUGUAUAACUAUGUGUUGACAGCACAUUGCACAUCCCAUGCACUGGGUGUUGCAGUUCACAUCUUGUAUGUUAAAUGAUGUUCAUAUAUUGAAUAUUACGUCUACCCUUGAGUUUCCCAGUAAGUGGUAUUCCUAUCAUGUAUAAGAAAAGCCUUUAGUUUAGUAUGAAUAAAAGAGCGUAAUUACAUUAUUUUUAUAACAUUUGUCACUAAUGUGUUACAAUUUUUUCUAUUAGUUGUAAUGUGUAAGAUUCUGUAUCAUAUGAGGAUUUUUUUAUUGGGAGUAAUUUCAACCACUAAAAAUACUCACAGUCUUGCAUUGAUGCAAUGGUUUUAAAAAUUCAGCAGUUAAUAGUUACAGCGUGAUUUACCUUUUUUAUGAUUGUACUCCCACUUGUAUUUCAGUUGUCCAUUGAGAGUAAAUUUUCUGUCUUGGAAACAAGAAACUAUGAUUGUUGAAGUCAAUGAAAGAAAAGCCUGUUACUGUUGAAUAAUGCUUGUUCAUGACUUCUGAACCAAUCAUGUAAUCGACCUACACACAAGAGGUUUUGCAGAUGCUGUAGAUCCAGAGUAACACACACACAGAUUGUUGGAGGAACUUGGCAGGCCAGGCAGCAUCAAUGGAGAGGAAUAAAUAGUUGACAUUUUGGGCUGAAAUCAAGAUUAGUGAAAGGUCUUGUCCCAAAUCAUUGACUGUAUUCCUCUCCAUAGAUGCUGCCUAACCUGUUGAGUUCCUUCAACAUUUUGUGUGUGCCUUGCUAAGUAAUUUACCUCAUGGUGGGUUUCUCAACUGAAAUAAUUGCACAGUGUUUUAUGUCUUUUAAUAAUAAAAUGAACUUGUGCAGA
Molecule: messenger RNA, 1950 nt
Organism: Hypanus sabinus (Atlantic stingray)
Lineage: Eukaryota; Metazoa; Chordata; Chondrichthyes; Myliobatiformes; Dasyatidae
Product: pancreatic progenitor cell differentiation and proliferation factor-like protein
Exons: 5
Coding region: 497-745 (82 amino acids)
Source: RefSeq, a predicted model, not a curated record